AUGACCAGCUUGUCCAAAAGCUUCAUGCAGAGUGGAAGAAUCUGUGCAGCAUGUUUUUACCUGUUGUUUACGCUGCUUUCAAUUCCCAUUUCAUUCAAAGUUGGUGGUUUGGAGUGCGGUCUUUCCUUCACAGUGACACUUUUCACCUUGUAUUUCAUAACGACAACGCUCAAUGUGCUGGCAAGGCGAAACGGAGCAAGACUGUAUAUUUUUUUGACCAGCUGUCUAUAUUAUUCCCAACACUUUGUUAUUGCUUCUCUGUUGUAUCUAUUUUUAUCCGGGUUUUCUAACGAUGAGUUAGGAAACGUUUUGAAAAAUAGAUCUAACGAGUCGGAGUCGUUCUUAGAGGUUUUAAAAAAUAGCUUGAAUUCCAACCAAAUCAAUUACGUGCUAUACUAUUACUACUAUCGAUUCGUUGUUCAACCAUGGCAGUUCAUACUUACCAAGUCUACACCUUUCUUUACUCUAUCAGAAGGAUUUUUCACUAUUUUGGCCAUUCAGGCCGUGGGAGAGACUAAUAGAUGGUUGUCGAAUGACUUGAACUCAAAUACAUGGAUUAUUUCGUCAUUGCUGGCUUCUGGGGGUGUAAUCACCGCUUCACUUUACUAUUUGUAUCGGAUUUAUGUGACUCCUAUAUGGCCACUAUCUAUUCAAACAGCAUCUUUAUUAGGAUUUGUUUUGUCCAUGGUAUGCGGGCUUGGACUAUACGGUAUUGUAAGUCAAAGGGGGUCCGUGAUAGAAAGUUCAUUAUUUUUCGCAUACAUUGUUCGUUGUGUCUAUGAAAUUUCUCCCAAAUUAGCUACUACGGCAACGGAUGAAAUCCUAGAUUUGUUCAAAGAUGUAUGGCAGAAACAUCAAAGAAAUUUGCCUACGGCGGAUAAUCUACUGUGCUAUUUCCAUAACGUUAUUUUGAAAAAUGCAGAAAUGUUGUGGGGGUCCUUUAUCCCCAGAAGAAGGAAGACAGCUAGCGAUCUCCAUGAAAAAAUCAUAAGUAUCUUGUCAUUUGAAAAAGUGUCUUUGAUAUCUAAACCGUUUUGGAGAUUUUUCAAAAAUUUCACCUUCAGUGUUCCGUUAUCCAUCAACGAAUUUUGCCAAGUCACGAUUAAAAUGGCAAGUGAAUCAGUAUCACCAGCCAUAGUGAUCAAUUUAUGCUUUAGAGUUCUCAUGUUCUACUCGGCAACAAGGAUUAUCCCCGCUUUACAAAGAAAGAAUGACAAGCAGUUGCGCAAGAGUCGUAGAAUCAUGAAAGGAUUGUAUUGGUACAGUCCCUGUAUACUGAUUGCUAUGUACACUCAUUUGAUUUUGCAGUAUUCCGGUGAGUUAAAGAAAGAUUUGUGUAUAUGGGGCUGUAAUGAGAAAUGGUUUGGACCAGAUCAGCCAGAAAUUAUAGUGGAUUCAUGGGGGUUCUGGAACUGGUGCAAUAUUUUCUGUACUAUCUUGGUAUAUGCUACUGAGUUAGUCGGUUCUGGCAGUUGA
Molecule: messenger RNA, 1476 nt
Organism: Saccharomyces eubayanus
Lineage: Eukaryota; Fungi; Ascomycota; Saccharomycetes; Saccharomycetales; Saccharomycetaceae
Gene: ICE2
Product: Ice2p
Exons: 1
Coding region: 1-1476 (491 amino acids)
Biological process (GO): endoplasmic reticulum inheritance; septin ring assembly
Cellular component (GO): cortical endoplasmic reticulum; endoplasmic reticulum membrane; perinuclear endoplasmic reticulum
Source: RefSeq, a predicted model, not a curated record